UCCGCAGGCUCGCCAUGUUCCCCUGGGGGCUGAGCUGUCUGUCGGUGCUGGGGGCGGCGGGCACCGCUCUCCUGGGCGCCGGCCUGCUGCUCAGCCUGGCCCAGCACCUCUGGACGCUCCGCUGGACGCUGAGCCGGGACCGGGCCUCCGCCCUGCCCCUGCCCAAGGGCUCCAUGGGCUGGCCCUUCUUCGGCGAAACGCUGCACUGGUUAGUUCAGGGCUCCCGCUUCCACAGCUCCCGCCGGGAGCGCUACGGGACGGUGUUCAAGACGCACCUGCUGGGCCGGCCGGUGAUCCGCGUGAGCGGCGCGGAGAACGUGCGCCGGAUCCUGCUGGGCGAGCACCGCCUUGUGCGCAGCCAGUGGCCGCAGAGCGCGCACAUCCUCCUGGGCUCGCACACGCUGCUUGGAGCCUUUGGUGAGCCGCACCGGCAGCGGCGCAAGGUCCUGGCACGGGUUUUUAGCCGCGGGGCCCUGCAGCACUUCGUGCCCCGCCUGCAAGGGGCGCUGCGGCGCGAGGUGCGUUCCUGGUGCGCGGCCCGCCGGCCGAUUGCUGUCUACCAGGCUACCAAAGCACUCACCUUUCGUAUGGCUGCGCGCAUCCUCCUGGGGCUACGGCUGGACGAGGCACAGUGCGCGGAGCUGGCCCGGACCUUCGAGCAGUUCGUAGAGAACCUCUUCUCGCUGCCCCUGGACGUUCCCUUCAGCGGCCUGCGCAAGGGAAUCCGGGCACGAGAUCAGCUGCAUCGGUACCUGGAGGAGGCUAUUGCUGAGAAGCUUCAUGAAUACAAGGCUGCAGAGCCGGGUGACGCCCUUGACAUGAUCAUCCACAGCACUAGGGAGCUGGGCCAGGAGCUCUCAGUGCAGGAACUGAAGGAGACGGCUGUGGAGCUCCUCUUCGCCGCCUUCCUCACCACGGCCAGUGCCAGCACGUCCCUCGUCCUGCUGCUCUUGCAGCACCCGGCGGCCGUCGCCAAGAUCCGGCAGGAGCUGGCGGCGCAGGGACUGGGGCGCGCGUGCGGCUGCGCGGCGGGGGCCGCGGGGGGCGGCGCGGGGCCCCGGCCCGACUGCGGCUGCGAGCCGGAUCUCAGCCUCGCGGCGCUGGGGCGUCUGCGCUACAUCGACUGCGUGGUCAAGGAGGUGCUGCGCCUCCUGCCGCCGGUGUCCGGGGGCUACCGCACCGCGCUGCGCACCUUCGAGCUCGACGGCUACCAGAUCCCCAAGGGCUGGAGUGUGAUGUAUAGCAUCCGGGACACGCACGAGACGGCCACGGUGUACCGCAGCCCGCCUGAGGGCUUCGAUCCCGAGCGCUUCGGCGCGGCGGGCGAGGAUGCGCGGGGCGCCUCGGGCCGCUUCCAUUACAUCCCGUUCGGCGGCGGAGCGCGCAGCUGUCUCGGCCAGGAGCUGGCACAGGCGGUGCUCCAGCUGCUGGCGGUGGAGCUGGUGCGCACGGCGCGCUGGGAGCUGGCCACGCCGGCCUUCCCCGCCAUGCAGACCGUGCCCAUCGUGCACCCGGCCGACGGGCUGCGGCUCUUUUUCCAUCCGCUCGCGCCUUCGGCAGCGCGAGAUGGGCUACGCCUCUGACCCGCUGGGCUUCGGGACAGGACUUGGCCUCCGGCCCCGGCGCGCUGUGAGUGCCGCCCCUCUGCGGUUUCCUAGUGCCGCCUCGG
This is a messenger RNA of Lutra lutra (Eurasian river otter), 1669 nucleotides long. Its product is annotated as cytochrome P450 26C1. Bases 15 to 1583 code for a protein of 522 amino acids. The record is from RefSeq and is a predicted model, not a curated record. The transcript has 6 exons. Gene Ontology annotation, biological process: sterol metabolic process. Gene Ontology annotation, molecular function: oxidoreductase activity, acting on paired donors, with incorporation or reduction of molecular oxygen; heme binding; monooxygenase activity. NCBI's taxonomy places the organism in Eukaryota, Metazoa, Chordata, Mammalia, Carnivora, Mustelidae.